Molecule: messenger RNA, 2250 nt
Organism: Aegilops tauschii subsp. strangulata
Lineage: Eukaryota; Viridiplantae; Streptophyta; Magnoliopsida; Poales; Poaceae
Product: patellin-3
Molecular function (GO): lipid binding
Source: RefSeq, a predicted model, not a curated record
GACAGCCUUGCUCCGCCUCCGCCCUCCGCCCCCUCCCUAUAUCUCUCCUCCCCAAACCCUAGUCCCAGCACAACACCCCAAGCUUUCUCUCUCUACCUCCCUCCCGUGCUCUCUCCCCCUCUCCCUCCUGCUCUAUCUUUCUCACCGCAAAAGCUUGAAACACCCCGCGGAGAUGGCAGAGGAGCCGCAGCCACAGGCCGCCGCCGCCCCCGCCGCCGCGGCCACGGAGGUGGUCGUCGCCGAGAAGGCGCCGGCGGAGGUGGAGAAGAAGGCCGAGGAGCCCGCGGCGGAGGCGGAGGCCGAGGAGACGGCCGCCGUUGCCGACGACGGGGGCGCCGUCGAGGCCACCGGCUCUUUCAAGGAGGAGAGCAACCUCGUCGCCGACCUGCCUGACCCGGAGAAGAAGGCGCUCGACGAGUUCAAGGAGCUGAUCGUCGCCGCGCUCGCCGCCGGUGAGUUCAAUCUGCCCCCUCCCCCGCCGCCGCCGAAGGCCAAGACUGAGGCCGCCGCAGAGGAGACCAAGACGGAGGCGCCGGCCAAGGAGGAGGCCAAGACCGAGGAGCCGGCCAAGGCGGAAGAACCAGCCAAGGAGGAGCCCAAGGCUGAAGAGCCGGCCAAGGCCGAGGCGGCAGCGGCGGAGCCAGCAGCCGAGGAGCCCAAGGCCGUGGUCGCUGCCGAGGCAGCAGCCGAGGAGCCGGCCAAGGAGGAACCCAAGGCCGAGGAGGCCAAGCCGGCCGAGCCAAAGAAGGAGGAGGAAGCAGUCGUGGUCGCCGAGGAGGGCACCAAGACGGCGGAACCGGUCGAGGAGGCCGCCGCCGCCGCCACCACCACAGAGCAGGCAGCGGCGCCGGAACCGGAGGCGGAGGCAGCCGCGCCCGAGCCGGUGUUCAUCUGGGGCGUGCCGCUGGUGGGCGACGACGAGCGCACGGACGCGGUGCUGCUCAAGUUCCUGCGCGCGCGGGAGUUCAAGGUGAAGGAGGCGAUGGCGAUGCUCCGGUCCGCCGUGCUGUGGCGGAAGCGCUUCGGCAUCGAGUCGCUCCUGGAGGCCGACCUGGCCUUCCCGGAGCUGGAGAAGGUGGUGUUCUACCGCGGCGCCGACCGGGAGGGCCACCCGGUGUGCUACAACGUGUACGGCGAGUUCCAGGACAAGGAGGUGUACGAGAAGGCGUUCGGCGACGAGGAGAAGCGCGAGCGGUUCCUCAAGUGGCGCAUCCAGCUGCUGGAGCGCGGCAUCCUGUCGCAGCUGGACUUCGCGCCCAGCGGCAUCUGCUCCAUGGUGCAGGUCACCGACCUCAAGAACUCGCCGCCCAUGCUCGGCAAGCACCGCGCCGUCACCCGCCAGGCCGUCGCCCUGCUCCAGGACAACUACCCCGAGUUCAUCGCCAAGAAGGUGUUCAUCAACGUGCCAUGGUGGUAUCUCGCUGCCAACAAAAUGAUGAGCCCUUUCCUCACCCAGCGCACCAAGAGCAAGUUCGUGUUCGCCAGCCAGGCCAAGUCCCCUGAGACCCUUUUCAGAUACAUCGCGCCGGAGCAAGUCCCCGUCCAAUUCGGAGGCCUCUUCAAGGAAGAUGACCCUGAUUUCACAACCUCUGACUCUGUCACCGAGCUCACCAUCAAAGCUUCUUCCAAAGAAACCAUUGAGAUCCCUGUCACCGAGAACUCAACGAUUGUAUGGGAGCUCCGGGUGCUCGGCUGGGAGGUCAGCCACGGCGCGGAGUUCACCCCCGACGCUGAGGGCGCGUACACGGUCAUCGUGCAGAAGACAAGGAAGGUCCCCGCGAAUGAGGAGCCCAUCAUGAAGGGCAGCUUCAAGGCCGGCGAGGCCGGCAAGAUCGUGCUCACGGUCAGCAACGCCGCGUCGAAGAAGAAGAAGCUCCUCUACAGAUCCAAGGUGAAGUGCAGCACCGGCGAGUCCGUUGAGGCCGACAUUCCAUGACCACCAUUGGAGUCAGUCCCUGAUGAUGAUAGAAGAAGAAGAAGAAGAAGAAGAUAAACCGCCUUUUUGGUUUUUGUUCUUUGAUUCCAUUGGUUUUGUGGUUUUUGGUUCGCAUUCCCGCAUUUGUUUAAUUAUUAAAAUUAAAAACCCAAAGUGAGCUUGAUUUUGUGACGGUACAGUAGUUGGGAGAGGAAGGUUGGUAUGGAUGGGAUGAUAUAAUGGCAUCGUGAUGGUUGUUGAGGGUAGGGCAAGAGGAGAAAAAUGGAUGAUACAAUCUGCUGCUGCUCUGUAAAUUUGUCUGUACAUUGUUGCAA